UCAAAAGGCGAGUUUUCUUUUCGUUUUUCAUCUUGCGCUGCUGCAAGUCAAAUAAGUCAGGCAUUUUCAUUCAUCGCUCGCAGUUUCUCGUUCUGAAUUUUGUCGUCGCGUUAUUCCGAACCCGAUUAUCGGAAAUAGCACAUUUUCGUAGUGUAUAAAAUGUUUGCCAGGCAUUUGCGGUCCACUAGUGCGUGAAGAUAGCGUGUAAAAGUUUGUUGGUCAAGUGCAAAAUCAAAAAGCUCAGCUGGCGUUCGAGAUUGUUUUGAGGGGAGAGAAAAAUUUGUUGUCUCCGAAAAGAGUGUCCAAUUCAGUGUCAUCUAAAAUCAGUGCAGCAGCACCAUCAAACGGAUUAUCGUGCUAAAAAUAGGUGUGCAUCCUGCCUGAGCUGCUCAUUAGCGGCAUUAAUCGAGAAGAAAGAGUCCCGAAUAAUAAUAAUUAGUGUACGAUUCGUAAGGGUAAGGUCGAAUCCGUCGGUCUGGCAUCCGUGCCUCUGGGGCAAAUGAAACAGCUGAGAUAACCAGCUCCGAAAAGAAGAAAAACGAGUGUAAAUUAUUAAGCGCACUGCAGCAUCAGCCGAAGCAGCACUGACCGCAUAUCAAGUUAACAGGGAGAAAGUGAUCUCAAGUGCUAAAGGAAUCAGGAUACUGAGACACACAGUGAGAAGCCAAACAAAAAUUAAAGAAAAUAUCGUAGUCUGUAAUUAGCCCAGUAGUGUCCAAGUGCUGUUUUUGGCAAAGCGGCCAUGGAUGAGCUAUCGGAGGCCGAGCUGCGCUACUACAACGACCUGUUCAAGAUCUGCAGUGAAUCGUCGGACGGGAGCGGGAAGAUUCCGGCCCUGAAGGCCACCUCGCUGUUCCGAUCGGCCAAUCUGUCCAACGAAGUUAUCAACAAGAUAACCUCUCUAGUUGGUAUUCCACAAACCGCGCUCCAUUUAUCGCGACAACAGUUCUACGGAUGCCUAAAGUUAAUAGCGGCCUAUCAAGCGUCGGUUCCCCUGCGAGAAGAGAUACUGACAUCCACAAUGAGCCUGCCGCUGCCCCAGUUUAGCUGGAUAGACUCCCCGACAGGACUUCCACCAUCGGUCGGCGGUUCAUCAACGGUCGGUGUUAUCAAUUCCUCCAGCAGUGCCAUGACCGAGCGUAACGGAUACAAGGAAGUUAAGAGUAGUAGAGAUCUCAUCGAACUGACGGCUGCCGGAAGCAAUAGCAGUCGUGAACGUGUAGACGCAGUCUCGACCAGUGGUGGUGAUAUGACCAAUUCGGAUCAACCCAGCACGGACUCCGAAGUGGAACCGAACGAUGAUUCUAUGCUUCGAACAGCCGAACGCCAUCAUGUGGGUGGCGGAGCAAAAAGCCACGGAGGAAGCAAAGCGGCAAGAGGAGCCGUCGGCGGAAAUAGCAGUGGCGUCGGCGGAUCUCCCGAAGCAUGGAGCACUGCUAGUGAUAGUCCUACGCCCACCAACAGUGUGGCGGAACGGCCUUGGGCGAACCAGAAUCUCUGGCAGGGUCUGGUUUGCGAGGAGCAACGGCAGCUAUUAGGAACGGAAGAGGAAUCUUCCGAUCGACACAGUAGUGAUGACGAUCAAGAAGUUGAUCUGGAGUAUUUUUAUCAAAUUUCCCAAACACAAAAAGAGUACUAUUUAAAACAGUUUCGUACAAUACAGCCCGAUGUGCACGGGCUUGUCAGUGGUCAGGUGGCCAGGGUCUUCUUCGAAAAAUCCCGCAUUCCAAUCGAAGAGCUUCGUCACAUCUGGCAAAUGUGUGAUGUUACCCGGGACGGGGCUUUGAACCUAGCGGAGUUUACUGCUGCCAUGCACCUGGUGGUUCUACGGCGGAAUAAUAUUCCAGUUCCAGCUACGCUUCCGCCUUGCUUAAUGCCUACGCUUCUGCAGCAUUCGCUAUUCUCUGGCAGUGCUGCCAGUGGUACGCUGCAAAAUCAGCACAGCGGUGGAUCAGCGGGAGGAGUCAGUACGGGGAGUGCGACGGGGACGGAUAAGGAAAGAACCGACCCAGAAGAGGCAGAUUUACUGCACCUGGAAAGUGAUGAUAACACCGAUAGUCAGAGUAGGGCCAACAUAGACACGAAAGAAUAUCAGCGUAUCAUUUCCCAUCCUGAACCUCUCAAAUUGGCCCAUCAGGCUCCAAGUAAUAACACAACUUUGGUCUCCGUUGGUGGCACGGAUAGCCCUCCGACAGUAAGUUCUACAACCGGUAGCGCAAAGAUAAUCAAUACGGCAAGUGGUAGAAAGACGCCUACGAAUUUGGCGUCGCCUCCGCACAAUCAGCCAAAGCAAAAACCCUCAAAUGAUCAUCCGGUCACGCCACCUAAUGCUUUAAGUAAUAAUAAGGAUUGGAAUUCGGCUAGUAAAGAGUGGACCAAAUUCACCGAAUCUCCUACUUCUAAUGUUUCUAGUCCAGGGCCGAAACCAGUUAACUUCGAUAUGCAGCGUACAACGCAGGCAAUAGUGUCCGAUCCUCAAAUUCUGCAUCCAGUGCCACUUCGUGUUACACCCGUUGGUGCAGAGGCAGCUGACAACAGUAAUCUAGUCUACAGUGAUGUAACCGUUGGUAGUGGCGGUAUUUUAAUCGUGCAAAGGGAUGACUCCAGUCCUAAGCAGCUGCAAGCGCAAACGACACAACAGCCAUCACUACCGGUCACACAUCCAAAUCAGCGAGAUUCGCUUACAAGUGGCGAUUUGCGAGCGAUUCAGCGACCCCAGCCGAAGAAGCCCCCUUCCAAGGGAGUGGGAGCCAUUCCUCCUCCACCUCAGCGGGAACCCAGUAUCACGUCUUCGACAACUGGUGUCGCCCCAGGAUUAGAUUCGAUGGCCACAUCCCUCGAUACGGCAACGUUGAACAGUGUCAUCAACAGUACGGCAGGCCAUCCGGCAGCGGUUAGUACCGUUACCAACAGUGCCAGUAAAAAGGAUCAGCCUCCUCCACCGCUGCCCCCGCCACGGCCAUCUCAGCAUCGGCACACUCGCAGCAGUAGUUUGGAUUUGAACAAGCUGAAGAUGAACAACGCUACCAAGCAGCAGAUCGAAGACCAAAUGCGUAUGCCACCGCCGCCAGAAGUGCCGCCUCGUGUCACGCCAACCGCCGAGCAUCCGCCACCCGGAUUUGCUGAUUUUGCCCACUUUCCAAAGGCGUCUGCGGCGACCGGAGCCAGGAAGGUUUCCGCGGAAAACAACGUUACAACCAUCCAUUUGGACGCCAGUGGCAAUAUGACGACGGGCUCAGCUGCGGUGGCCGCACAGCAGCACACAACUCCGCGGGGCAGUCUUUCCAGCUCCUGGUUCAUCGUGAGCGGCCCGAGUGCGUUCGAGGUGUACCGGAAACCUCAGCAGCAGUCACAUUCGCGGGGAUCUCAAUCGCCACCACAGCCUCCGCCACCGUUGGUCGCCUCGCGAAGUGUCGAAUCUUCCUCGCUUGACUACGAGAAGCGCAUCUCGGCACUCAGCGACAAUCUGCGGCAGGUGCGUUUUAAGAACACUGAAGUUGCCAACGGACCGGACGUGUUGAAACAUCUCAAGGAGCAGAACCUGCUGCUGUUGAGGAUAUGUAGCGACCUCAGCGAAGAGCUGUUGCAAAUCCAACAGAAGCGCGAAGAUAUACGGAUAAAGAUCGAACUGCAGGAGCAGAGUCUAGGUGCCAGUGUUGCAACCGUUGUCGGCAACGGUGGAGGCCAACAGCAGGUCACGAGUGGUAGUGCUGGGCCUUCUUCUAACAAUCUCGCAUGAGAACAGCAGCAUCGUUGAUAGUUUGUUAGUAAGUACUAAGCCGAAAGUAAAAAAAACCGAUGUGGUGUCAUUAUAUUGAUUGAUUGUACAUUGUUGUUCCCUACUUGAGAGAGACACAUUUGUUUCAAGGCUCCUUCCUUCCUUGCUAUAAUCCCUCGCUUCGUAGAAAUCAAAAUCAAACGCUCGUACCUAUCCGUACAACUCGAAAGUAAAGCAGGAAACUUUUAAUCAUUGUUAGUAAAGACAAAUAAAACAAGUAGAGAAAGAGAUGAAAGCGACAUUUUUAAAAUCAAAUCUCGCGUACCGAACGGGGCUAAAAGUCUGUCGUUCGUGCUAGAUAAUUAGAGCGAUGAUGAAAAAACAACAAAGCUGGACAGUGCAACUACUUAUUGUGCAUGAAACUAAACGGGGACUCAUAGACAAUGUGUUUUAUUCUGUGAAAAAAUUUGUUUUAUAUCUGAUUAUAUUUAAGAAACACGAAGAUAUAUAUUAAAUUUUAUGAGUAUAUGGAAGCAUGUAUAAUCUGUUUGAGAAGGAAUCUUACGAAACCUGUACGCUCGAUUCUACGCAUUUUUGUCCGAUGUCAUAUAAUUGGUUGGAACUAUUUGUACCAUGAUAAAAGAAAUACAAACAAAAAAUGCUGGUAGCAAACUGCGA
Aedes aegypti (yellow fever mosquito) is the source of this 4396-nucleotide messenger RNA. It is a transcript of the gene Reps, whose product is annotated as ralBP1-associated Eps domain-containing protein 1. The record is from RefSeq and is a predicted model, not a curated record. Bases 743 to 3739 code for a protein of 998 amino acids. The transcript has 8 exons. Gene Ontology annotation, molecular function: protein binding; calcium ion binding. Gene Ontology annotation, cellular component: plasma membrane; cytoplasm. Lineage: Eukaryota; Metazoa; Arthropoda; Insecta; Diptera; Culicidae. Gene Ontology annotation, biological process: endocytosis; endosomal transport.